ACCAUUUUUUAGAUACUAUUUAAUUAUAAGUUCACUUAGCAAUGAACAUGCAAUUCAAAGCUAAGAGUGAACAACAACAACAACAACAACAAGUGUUAGUACCGGACAUUGCCAAUUUGAUGAAUGAUUGGUUUUUUGGGAGUGGGAAUAGAGAAAAAAACUUUGAGAGUAUCAUGAUCAAAAGUACUAAAAAUGAUAGUGAAGAGAGUUUUGAGAGUACUAUGACAAAGCAAAAGAGCAAAAAUGAUGAAAGUCCCGGAAAAAUUAGUGAAGGCCGGAAAACACAAGAAUGGUUGGAAGAAGCAAGGAAAAUGGUUGCCGAAUCUUUAGUUAGGAAGAGUGUUUCAUCCGGUAAGAGUUCUGGCUCUCCGAAAUUUGUUUCGGCUCCUCCUUCAUUCAUUGAUCGACGGGAUCCUCUUUCACGAUCGGCAAGAAGGAAUAGAUCAACGGAGGGUUUCAGCGGCGAAAUCCUCUCUCGCUCCGCGAGGCACAACCGCAACAACUCCGAUGCCGUACCCGGCGCCGGCGCCGGCACCGACCUUCCCUCACCGGUGCACGAAUGGCCUCAAGGCACUGCCAACCCCAGCGAUCCCCUGGGCGCCUUUGUUGCGCUUCAUCCCAAGCUUUCCGCCCGCCCUAAGUCUCGAUUCCAGGAUGAUCCCCAGUCCCAGCUCAAUGGAAGGAAUGACCUUGUGCUCUCGCCUCCUAGGGUUUUGGUUGAGACGGCGCAUAGGAGGUCGAUCUCCUCCUCGACUUGCUCGCUGGAGAAGCUUGGCGGGCUGGGCGGCGAUAAGGGGCUGCUGAGCUCCAGAGGCCGGCGUUCCGCUUCUCGGGAGCUGGAGUCCGUCGGUCGCCACCUUGAUUUGGUCGUGGAUGAUGAUGUUAUGCAGAUCAACUCCUUCCUCAAAAGGCAGAGGGCCCUUAUUGCGAGGAUAUCUGGAAAGAAGGUCUUCGCCAAUGGCAACGCUAACGCCAAGAUCUUGCUCUCCGCUUCAUCUGGUAUCAGCAUGGCGAGCUCGAUGGUGGCUACCAUUGGCUACGCGUGGCUGUUGGAGAACAUGGAGAAUAAGGAAGGCGGUGAAGGGGUGGUUGUUCCGGUGAUGAACUUGAAGAGGCGGAGUAUGCAAACGCACAGGCAGGUUGCGUGGCUUUUUCACUAUCUUGGAAUUGAUGCAUCUGCUCUGCUUUUCUCUGAUGAGGUUGAUUUGGAUGGUCUGGUUAUGUCAAAUCAAUUCAGUAUACUUGUUACAGGGAAAGAUGUGCUGAACACAAAUAAUGAGGUGGCAUCAAUUUGCACUAUUCUCACGGAUAACUACUGUGAACAUGCAUACGAGUUGCUUCAGACUCCUAAUAUGAAAAAACUCUUGCUUGCAGGAAUUCUUUUGGAUACACGUAAUCUUGACAAAUUUUCUAAAUUUCACACACAUAGAGAUGCAGAAGCUACACAGUUGCUCUUGGUUGGCUCUUUUCCUGGCUUAAGACAAGAACUCUUUGAACAAUUAAUUCAGGAUCAUAGGGACAAAUUGUUUCUUGAAGCUCUCAAGCGUAAUUAUGGGAAUCCUUCUUGUGGGAAUAAUGAUGAAAAUGGAGCACUGCAGGAGCAUAAAGUUACAAUUAGGAAGUCGGCAUCAAGUUCUCCUCAAGAAGGUGUGCAAUCCUUGUUGAUAUGCUCAGUCAUGGAGUGCAACCUACUCUGCCUUUCCAUAUAUAUUGUUCAAAAUGUUGGUCAUGGAUGUGACAAACGAAUCGAAUAACACCGUGACUGAAGUGUGAUGAUGUUCAUUGAUAAGUCUGACCGGUAACACAGCCUAAAACUUGGAGCAACUUCAGGUUUCCUGAUGUCUUGCAAUGUUUUACUGACGCUUUCAGUUGAAACCAACUAGGUCAUGAUUUCUUCUUACCAAAUUGCCACAAGCAAUGGUGUGAACAAAAGUUUGAACAUAGUCCUGCAUGCUUCAUCCUUUUAGUUCCUAUGUUGGUUGAACAUUUCUACAAUAUUAAGAUAUAGGAUGUUAUAUUGAAUGACACAAUGACAAAAAUGGCACCAAAAUAGCACUUCAUUAUGCAUAGAUUCUCAUAGCAAGUAGUUGUCCUAAUCUGUAAAGAUUUUGAAUAGCGUGAUUGGUUUUGAUAGUAUCAUUACCAUUUUGAGAAAAUAGUUGUCAAUUUUAACCCCUCUCGGACUGUCUUUUCUCUUGUGAUGCAUGCCAAAUGGCAAAUGCUGUAUUAAUUCUGUUGCAGAUUUUGAAUACGAUCAUCGUUCCAUCUGUUUAAUUAUUCAACCUUGUUAUUUCU
Messenger RNA from Dioscorea cayenensis subsp. rotundata (Guinea yam), 2295 nucleotides. RefSeq lists its product as uncharacterized. Gene Ontology annotation, cellular component: cytoplasm. NCBI's taxonomy places the organism in Eukaryota, Viridiplantae, Streptophyta, Magnoliopsida, Dioscoreales, Dioscoreaceae. The record is from RefSeq and is a predicted model, not a curated record. Bases 42 to 1754 code for a protein of 570 amino acids. The transcript is spliced from 9 exons. Gene Ontology annotation, molecular function: exopolyphosphatase activity.